GAACCGAACACCACCGCCUCUCUGGUUCCGUAUUUGACAAGGCAAAAAGGGCUUCUGUCGUGAGUGGCACACGUAGGGCAACUCGAUUGCUCUUCGUGCGGAAUCGACAUCAAGAGAUUUCGGAAGCAUAAUUUUUUGGUACUUGGGCAGCUGGUGAUCGUUGGUCCCGGCGCCCUUAAACUUAAUCGUAUGAAAAGUAGAUGAAACAAGCUCGGGCACAAUUGUAAGUUCAAGGUCAAGAUUAAGGAGUAAGUCGGGUCGGAUGUCGUGAAACCCCAGCUAUCAGACUUCAUGUGAAAGAUGGCUAAUGCAGAAGUGAGUGUCCCAGUGGGAGAUGUGGUUGUGGUACCCACUGAAGGAAAUGAAGGCGAGAACCCUGAAGACACAAAAACCCAAGUGAUCUUGCAGUUACAACCUGUGCAACAAGGUUUGUUUAUCGAUGGACACUUUUACAACAGGAUUUAUGAAGCUGGGUCGGAGAACAACACGGCAGUUGUAGCGGUAGAAACUCACACAAUACACAAAAUUGAAGAAGGAAUUGAUGCAAGCACUAUAGAAGCAAAUGAGGAUAUGGAAAUUGCUUACCCCAUAACUUGUGGAGAGAGCAAAGCCAUUCUCCUCUGGAAGAAGUUUGUAUGUCCAGGAAUAAAUGUGAAGUGUGUCAAGUUCAAUGAUCAGUUGAUCAGCCCCAAGCAUUUUGUUCAUCUGGCUGGCAAGUCCACUCUGAAGGACUGGAAGAGAGCCAUUCGUCUGGGUGGAAUCAUGCUUAGGAAAAUGAUGGACUCUGGACAGAUUGAUUUUUACCAGCAUGAUAAAGUUUGCUCCAAUACCUGCAGAAGCACCAAAUUUGAUCUUCUGAUCAGCAGUGCAAGAGCUCCAGUGCCAGGACAGCAGACAAGUGUGGUGCAGACACCCACUUCGGCCGAUGGUAGCAUCACACAGAUUGCCAUCUCUGAAGAGAGCAUGGAAGAGGCAGGACUGGAAUGGAACUCGGCUCUCACUGCUGCUGUCACCAUGGCCACAGAGGAGGGUGUGAAAAAAGACUCUGAGGAAAUUUCAGAGGACACAUUGAUGUUCUGGAAAGGAAUAGCUGAUGUGGGCCUGAUGGAAGAGGUGGUCUGCAACAUACAGAAGGAAAUAGAGGAGCUACUCAGGGGAGUUCAGCAGCGGCUCAUCCAGGCUCCCUUCCAGGUCACAGAUGCUGCUGUUCUCAACAAUGUGGCACAUACCUUUGGCCUAAUGGACACAGUCAAGAAGGUUUUGGACAACAGAAGGAACCAAGUAGAGCAAGGGGAAGAGCAGUUUCUCUAUACUCUGACAGACUUGGAACGCCAGUUGGAAGAGCAAAAGAAGCAAGCCCAGGAUCAUAGGCUGAAAUCCCAGACCGUUCAAAAUGUGGUACUGAUGCCUGUGAGCACUCCAAAGCCUCCAAAAAGACCCCGGCUCCAGCGGCCAGCCUCCACCACCGUCCUGAGCCCUUCUCCUCCUGUCCAGCAGCCUCAAUUCACAGUCAUCUCACCCAUCACCAUCACCCCAGUGGGUCAGUCCUUUUCCAUGGGUAAUAUUCCAGUGGCCACUCUCAGCCAGGGCUCUAGUCCUGUGACUGUCCACACACUGCCUUCUGGCCCUCAACUCUUCCGAUAUGCCACAGUGGUCUCCUCUGCGAAGAGCAGCUCACCAGAAACAGUGACCAUCCACCCUUCAUCUAGCUUGGCACUGCUAAGCUCUACCACCAUGCAGGAUGGGAGUACCCUGGGCAACAUGACCACCAUGGUGAGCCCUGUGGAGCUGGUGGCCAUGGAGUCUGGCCUGACCUCGGCACUCCAGGCUGUUGAAAGCACCGCAGAGGAUGGGCAGACCAUCAUUGAAAUUGACCCAGCCCCAGACCCUGAGGCUGAAGACACUGAGGGCAAAGCAGUCAUCUUGGAGACAGAGUUGAGGACUGAGGAGAAAGUGGUGGCUGAGAUGGAAGAACACCAGCACCAAGUCCACAAUGUGGAGAUUGUGGUUUUAGAGGAUUGACUGGGGAUCUCGGGGCCAGGAGAUAUGUUUUGGUUUGGAAUUUUAAUUAUUUGUUUAUUUUUAUCAUUGUCCCACUCAUUUCCACAUAGGAUCCUUUUUUUUUUUUUUUUUUUAAAGAACAAAAUUUCAUUGUUGUAACUGAAAAUGUUGGGUUCCUCCCACUCCCUCAUUGAAAAAUGGACAAAACAAACUGUCCUUCCACAAGUUGAGAGUAGGUCAUUCAAUGUCUUAAUCAUCUUACCCCAUGAAAGUUAUUUUUUUAGGGGAGGCAUCAAAAUAACCAGAAACCCUUUCCAGACUAGUCUUUCUGUGUACGCAUGUUGUUUUAUUCUUGUAAAGAUGAUUGAACAAACUCUGGAACACAGAUCUGACACGGGAAGGCAACCCAUUCACAUGUGGAUGCAGAAGUAUACUUUGUUUUGUAUCCUGGAAAGGAUUCUCAGAGGGCAGUGCAACACUCUGAAACAAAAAUAAGUUGAACUCUGCUUGGAGGGGAAGGUAGCAUGCCAGCCACAGCUUAAAAAGGGAAAUGCUUUGACAAGGAUGGGGCAAGGGAAUUAUCUGACCUACAACUCAUGUCCUUUGAGAUCUCUAAGAGUUGCGACUAGGGGUGCCACUUUGAGAAGAGGCCAGCAAUAAGUGGAAACAUACAUCUCUACAGAGUAAAUGGCAACAGUGGCCUGUGGCUUUGCAGAAAUAGAAAAUCAAGGGAUGCUGCGCAGCUGUGCUUUAAGGUUCAAGGUGAUAGCUUCCUUGCUCCCAACUUUGUAGAAGCACUUACCCUUCUAACUUAGGAUCAGUUCUUUCUUUUGCAAAAUGUGUGAUGUGGUGUAAAUUGCUCUGGUCCUUAGACUGUGGCAGUCUGUGGGUGGGGCUCCAAGGCCAUCAUUUUUAUUGCAUGACUCCAGGAACAGGGGGAGUUCCUCAUUCAGACCAGCUGCCAUUUUGGGUGGGGCCUUCCCCCCACAUCUUGGCUUUGGAACCAAAAGCAGCCACUCAUUUGGUGCUUCCUCUUGUUCUCCCUUUUACCCCUCAAUUCUUAAUGGCAUCUGUCUCCUGGAUCCCACGCUCUUCAGCUCUUUGGCUGAUUUGGAGAACAGUGACAGGUGCCUGCCUGCGUUCAUCUCCUUUUAGAUUCAUUUGUACCACAGAUGUUUCUGUGAGAUAUUGAGCUCAUAAAAAAGCCUUAGGCUUGGCAGGGAAAACUGGUAACACCCCCAGCCUUUCCUGAGGCACCAACUAGAUGUCUCCUUUUGAGUGAGCUGGACUCCCUGGGAAAGAUACAUUGUUUGUUACAUUAUAUUAUAGGAAAUGUACCAGGAAUGUCAAUAAUAAUGUCUUGGGGGGUUAUUUUUUUUUUUCCUAAACGUUGUUUGUAUAUUUAGAGCUGGGCCAUUUUUCGUGCUGUGAUUCCUUCUCUUUGACCCUCUUCAGUGUUUGGGACAAGAGAGG
Messenger RNA from Sciurus carolinensis (gray squirrel), 3474 nucleotides. RefSeq names its product glucocorticoid modulatory element binding protein 1 (gene Gmeb1). Gene Ontology annotation, molecular function: DNA-binding transcription activator activity, RNA polymerase II-specific; RNA polymerase II cis-regulatory region sequence-specific DNA binding. The record is from RefSeq and is a predicted model, not a curated record. Bases 301 to 2022 code for a protein of 573 amino acids. Gene Ontology annotation, cellular component: nucleus. NCBI's taxonomy places the organism in Eukaryota, Metazoa, Chordata, Mammalia, Rodentia, Sciuridae. Gene Ontology annotation, biological process: positive regulation of transcription by RNA polymerase II. The transcript has 11 exons.